Messenger RNA from Dichotomopilus funicola, 1956 nucleotides. RefSeq lists its product as uncharacterized. The record is from RefSeq and is a predicted model, not a curated record. NCBI's taxonomy places the organism in Eukaryota, Fungi, Ascomycota, Sordariomycetes, Sordariales, Chaetomiaceae. The transcript has 3 exons. Bases 1 to 1956 code for a protein of 651 amino acids.
AUGAAAACAGCAGUCGCCACUGGGACCCACUGCCACUUGCAGUUGUUCCCGUAUUGCGGCAUCUGCACAGAUGUCAUUUUCAACCUUGAGCCGACGAUAGCACUCCAGGGAAACAGAGAUUCGACGGCGUACGAUAAGCAUAUUGGACCCUUCCCCUUCCCACCCGCACAUGGGCAGCUGAUCGAUGAAUAUGCUAUCGUUCGAUAUUACCACUGCCCCUUCUGCCUUCGCGGGCCCGAAUUUACGGCUGUGCACCAGGAUUGUUUUACUUUUUUCCAACAGCUGUACCCAGCCGAGGACGCGUUGCAUCGUCUUUGGACCCGAACUGCGUGGCGGAAUCCGUGGCGCAAUGCCGAACCUUUUCCCUUCCGCCGGUUGACGGUGUAUCGGCCGGCUCUAGCGCGCGUUGCACCCCUUUGGGAUCUCACUCCUCUGAAUGUCCUGCCCCAGGAAUUGAUUGAGAUAAUCUGCGAUUAUUCGGAACAUUCAUGGCUGUGGAGAACGAUGGCGGUUUAUCGGUUCGUGCACGGCUUAAUAUCGAGUGCCACGCCAGAGCCGCUUACUAUAUUACCGUUGUCUAAAGUCGAGUCGUGGGACCGUGACGGAGCGGUCCCCCUCAAGCAGUUCGAGAGGGGUCAACCUGCAUCGCCGUUUCUCGUGUUAAGGUUGACGGUGGACCACGAUGGGAUCAAGAGGAUUGAACGGCUGGCGGAACGGCCCCAGUAUUCGCCCCAGUCUGACAACUACAAGGCCUUCAUCAUCAUCGAGGAAAAAUCUCUCGCCGGUGUGACUGUCCAGCUCCAGGACCGCCGCCUCCGCCUCAUGUGCUCCAACCCCAUGCCUUUCCACCUCUGGAACACGCCCACACCCCCGAGCCUGGGUCUGUGUCGUCUCCGGCCGGGCAAGCUCCGCGCCUCCCAAAACCUCCACGCCGUCGAGAUGGACAAGAUCGACGGUAUCACUUUUUUCUUCAUGCGCUUCAAUGCCCAAUACGGCCUCCACAUCCACCGCGCCGGUCAGCGCUCCGCGGCCAAAUCCAUCGCCUGGACCUUCCCGCAAGACGAUAUCGACCGGGGCCGGGUCCUGUGGGUGUACUUCCCACUCCCCAAGCACGACCGCGUCUUACACUUCGGCAUCCGUGAGGGUACCACCUACCGAACCCGCAAAAUCCUCAUCCGUACGAAACUCUCCGGCGACGUCGUAAUCGGCGCACCGUGGGAAACGCCCAACCGCAACAUCUGGUUUUCCACCUCUUCCUCUUCCCCACCCUCUCCCAUCACCCUAAUCUACGGUACCCCCAAGGCGUACAAGGUCCCCCUCCCCGUCCUCGGGGCCGUCGCUACCGCGGAAACGCCCCGGGACAAAUACACCACCCCGGACUACUUGGAAAACCUCCCCUCCGAGGACGGAUUCGUUCCCGAAUCCCCUCCCCCGGAGACCGAUCAGCCGGACGUCCCGGAGCUGCCGAUGAGCCCGCCGUUUCGGGUCUGCGACGGCCAGCUGUGCCCGAUCGAAAACAUGGCGCUGUUUUCGUGGGCCCCGUUGCACGGUGUCAAGUCGGCUGUUGUGUUUUACCAUGAUUAUCCUGUCAAUGUCAAUCCCGUUGGACUAGCCAACCAAGCUGACCCGGCCAAUACCGACCACGUUCAUCACAACGAUGGUUCCCAGGGCAGACCAUGCCGAGGUAUCCUACUGCAUUACCACAACGGUGGGGCGCGUGCGCUCGGUCAGUGUCGCGUGCAGGUGGAUGAGAGUAAGGAAGUGCUGAACCCUACGCGGGUAGCGUUUCGGGUUUCGCGAUUCGGGGCGCCGCAACUCGAUAAUUUCAUUGUGUGGGUUCGGUUUACGAAGGGCAGCGAGGGCUGGGAGUUGCAUGCUAUGGAGGGGGUGAUGAAGUUUUGGUAUAAUCACAUCGGGGGUUAUAUCAAAGUGGAUGAUGUACUUGACGAGUCAUAA